Messenger RNA from Canariomyces notabilis, 737 nucleotides. RefSeq lists its product as uncharacterized. Lineage: Eukaryota; Fungi; Ascomycota; Sordariomycetes; Sordariales; Chaetomiaceae. Bases 312 to 686 code for a protein of 124 amino acids. The record is from RefSeq and is a predicted model, not a curated record. The transcript has a single exon.
UGGCGUGGGCAGGCAGGCAGGCAGGCGUUCUAAUGGACAGCGGGCGACGAUACCUAUGUAGCGAUGUCUUUUUUGCUCACCUUCCAUGCACUCCUUACGCCGGAUUUUAGGUUCGGUCCGAGGUUUGGGAGCUACUGUGGGGAUAGCAGGGUUUAUGAACUCUUUUUUUUUCCCUUGGGAUGAGACAGGAUGGGAAAUGUUUACUGUAGCUUGGGUUCGGCAAAGCCAAGACCCAGCGCCUGUUGUGAAUCCUGUACCGAGUUGUCUGUAAGUGCUUGGGUGUCCCCCGGUUCUCUCCUGCUGAUUCAGCUAUGUUUUUUGUCUUUGUGUCAUGUUUAAUGAUAUCCCCCAACCCAGGUGGCUCGCAGCGCCCUAAUGGGAUGGGCUCCGCUGGAGUUAUCAUCUUGUCUGAUGUGGUUCAUGUGUUUCGCGUUGGAACGCGGCAAGGGGUAUUCAGCAGCCAGCGGAGGGUAGCAAGCUCGGGACAAUGGAGCUGGAUGGGUGGUGAGAUGGAUGAAGGGAAAGCAAUGUGUAUGUGUAUAUCUGACUUUCACCUGGAAAUGCUGCAAGAGAGCGACAAGGCUCACCUUGCGAUGGGAGAAGGGAAACAAAGGGGAACGGUCGAGGAUACCGUACCAAGGUCACAUUGUCAAGGACUCAAGUGGAUGGACGUUGAGUUUUACUAAGAAAGCCAAUCGGCUGCUGGCAAGAAAUCACAUCCCCAUCAUGAUCACAUA